CGGGAGCGCGCGGCAGGCGGAGCCGUCGGGGCUGGCCCGGGGAAUGGGAUCCUCCUCCCGCCUCCCUCUUGCGCGUGGCUCAGACGUCAGGAGGAGCCCAAGCCGGCAGGAGGCAGCGCCCAUCCACCCCGCGGCCAGACGGUGGGUGGCUGCCGGACUGGGCAGAGAGGCGGCGGCGGCGGCGGCAGGCGCUUGGUGGGCUUAGGGGAAGGCAAGGCAAGGCAAGGCAAGGCAAGGCGGAGCAGGAGAGAGCGGAGGGGAGAGGCCCGGGGCGGUCGCGCCUUCGCUGGCCAUGGCCGACGUCUUCCCUAGCCCAGAGCCCGGCUCGGGUCCCGAUGCGGCGCAGCGCUUCGCCCGCAAAGGGGCCCUCCGGCAGAAGAACGUGCACGAGGUGAGGAACCACAAAUUCAUCGCGCGCUUCUUCAAGCAGCCCACCUUCUGCAGCCACUGCACCGACUUCAUCUGGGGAUUUGGGAAGCAAGGGUUUCAGUGCCAAGUUUGCUGCUUUGUGGUCCACAAGAGGUGCCAUGAAUUUGUUACCUUUUCAUGUCCUGGAGCUGACAAGGGACCUGACACUGAUGAUCCCAGAAGCAAGCACAAGUUCAAAAUCCACACCUAUGGAAGCCCAACAUUCUGUGACCAUUGUGGGUCAUUGCUUUAUGGACUUAUUCACCAAGGGAUGAAAUGUGACACCUGUGAUAUGAAUGUUCACAAGCAGUGUGUAAUCAAUGUCCCAAGUCUUUGUGGGAUGGAUCACACAGAAAAAAGGGGGAGGAUCUACUUGAAGGCUGAAGUGAAUGGUGACAAGCUGGAGGUGACAGUGCGAGAAGCAAGAAAUCUAAUCCCUAUGGAUCCAAAUGGACUUUCAGAUCCAUAUGUGAAGCUGAAACUUAUUCCAGAUCCUAAGAAUGAGAGUAAGCAAAAAACAAAAACUAUCCGUUCUACACUUAAUCCUCACUGGAAGGAGACAUUCACAUUCAAAUUAAAGCCUACAGACAAAGAUAGGAGGUUGUCUGUGGAAGUCUGGGACUGGGAUCGAACAACUAGGAAUGAUUUCAUGGGCUCUCUUUCUUUUGGAGUGUCAGAACUCAUGAAAUCACCAGCUUGUGGAUGGUACAAGCUGCUUAACGAAGAAGAAGGCGAGUAUUACAAUGUUCCAAUACCAGAAGCUGAUGAUGAUGGAAACGCAGAAUUGAGACAAAAGUUUGAGAAAGCCAAGCUUGGACCUUCUGCUAACAAGGUCAUAACUCCAACUGAAGACCGGAGCUUACCAUCCAAUAACCUUGAUCGAGUUAAGCUGGAAGAUUUCAAUUUUCUCAUGGUGCUUGGAAAAGGAAGUUUUGGGAAGGUGAUGCUAGCAGAACGGAAAGGAUCAGAUGAACUGUAUGCAAUAAAAAUAUUGAAAAAAGAUGUGGUGAUUCAGGAUGAUGAUGUAGAGUGUACCAUGGUUGAAAAAAGAGUCCUUGCCUUACAGGACAAGCCUCCUUUCCUUACACAGCUCCAUUCUUGCUUCCAAACGGUGGAUCGCCUGUACUUUGUCAUGGAGUAUGUGAAUGGUGGUGACCUAAUGUAUCAUAUCCAGCAUGUAGGAAAGUUUAAGGAGCCCCAAGCAGUGUUCUAUGCAGCAGAAAUCUCAGUUGGGCUUUUCUUCCUCCAUAAAAAAGGAAUUGUUUAUCGGGACCUGAAAUUAGAUAAUGUAAUGUUGGAUCAUGAAGGACACAUCAAGAUUGCAGAUUUUGGAAUGUGCAAGGAGAAUAUGAGUGAUGGCGUAGCAACGAGGACCUUCUGUGGGACUCCAGACUACAUUGCUCCUGAGAUUAUUGCCUAUCAGCCAUACGGGAGGUCAGUGGACUGGUGGGCCUACGGUGUAUUGUUAUAUGAAAUGCUAGCUGGUCAGCCUCCAUUUGAUGGUGAAGAUGAAGAUGAGCUCUUUCAGUCAAUAAUGGAACACAAUGUUUCUUACCCCAAAGCUAUGUCCAAAGAAGCCGUUUCAAUUUGCAAGGGGUUAAUGACUAAGCAUCCUGCAAAACGUCUUGGAUGUGGUCCCGAAGGAGAGAGAGACAUCAGGGAGCAUGCCUUCUUCAGGAGAAUUGACUGGGAGAGACUAGAAAACAGAGACAUCCAGCCUCCUUUCAAGCCUAAAGUGUGUGGCAAGGGCGCUGAAAACUUUGACAAGUUCUUUACCAGAGGACAACCCGUGUUAACACCACCUGAUCAGCUUGUCAUUUCUAAUAUAGACCAAACGGAUUUUGAAGGGUUCUCCUAUGUGAACCCACAGUUCAUCCAUCCCAUGUUGCAGGUUGAAGUAUGAAAAUUGUAGACACAGAGAAGCCACACAAUGAAAAAUUGUUCAUACCCUGAAGUUUUUAGACCUUUGCCUUCUUUAUUCCAUUGGGUCUAAAAAUUGUAAGGGUAAGAAAUAUUUUUUUUAAAAAAAAAACUGAGGUUUACAAUGAGAAAUAUCCGGUCUUAGGCAAUUACCACAUACUACCCAAUGUAUUUCAUCUAGAAUUCACUGCUGCUUUUAGGUUAAACUUACAAAGCUAACCUUUGACAUUUUUAUAACCUUACUGUUUCCCUUUGUAUCCUGUAACUUCGGAAUUUCCUUUUUAUGAUGUUAAUAACCCAUUUAAGCAUUUCAUGUAGGCUUGGGGAAAAAAAUACUUAGUCAUUUGAAAAUGUGGAUCUGAUAGGUUGCAUGCAUAGCCAUGUGGGACCAGGCCCUCUCCUUGGUAUCACAUGACAGGAUGAAGACCUGAAGAUGUAAAAUACUUGGAAUAGAGAAAGGAUAUGAACAAAAGAAAUGCCUCAGUGCUUCAGAUGAGGAGGUACUUAUCAAAACGAAUGAACAAAUCGAGUUCAUAAAAUCUUCUAAAAUACGUUGAUCAAAGCUGGAGACACAUGUAUAAAUUUCUCACUAUGAAAUGGGGGAAAAGGAUAUUUGGGACUAAUACUGACUAGACUCUGUGAUGAACUAGCUAAAAAGUAAAACAGUACUGAUAUGUGUGUUAAUUUUAAUCUCCAUGAGAUUAUACUGUGAUCCAGGGUGCCAUUUUAAUGUUUAAUUUACACAGCUAUUCAAGUUUAUGUCAUGCCAGUUCCCAAACUUGAUUUGGAAAUGUUUCUCAUCGUGACUCCGAAAUGAAUCUAUACAUCUCUCACUCCUUGGUUUAUACUAAUUUAUUUAGUAAGCUGCAUGACGGAGUAUUAAAAGUGUUUGUACAUUAAAUUAAUAGAGGUGUAGGGUUCAGAAUGUCUCUGAUUUUCCAAAAUAAUUAAAGAUUUUUUAAAAAGCAUUUAACUUUGGCUUAAGAGACCUGAAACUGCGGGGGGAGGGGGAGUGAGGGUUUGAAAAACAAAACUGAAGAUAUUUUCUUCAGCUGCAGUCAUCCUGAAUGAAAUUGUUGAAUACAUUUUUGAAUAUGCAUCAUGCAAUGAAUUUUGCAUGCUAAUAAUAAGCAUUAUUAUUAUUAUUGAAUCUAUAUUAUGGAUAAUUGUAUCAAGUAUGAACAUAAUAACAAUAUACAGUACUUUUUUAAAUAAGACAAAACUGUGCUAUAUUUGUGAAGGUUCUUGGAUGACAAUUUCUUUAAAUAUAGAAUUAGUUUUUAUUAAUGUUUUUUUGUUUUUGUUUUAAAUUCUGCAUAAUGUUGAUAGUUUAGGGAAACCUACACUUUAUUCUUCUGUAGAUCUACAGCUAAGUUAUCAUGACUAUCUGCAGGUUUUCUGUAAAGCACAGUCAAAAAGUACUACGCAUGCAUGUGAAACAUGCAUGUGUCCAAGUUUUAAAUUUUAUUUUUUGGGUUUAAGAGCUGCCCCCAAGCUACAAAACAAAAACUCUUCUGGUGCAUGGAAGGGUAUUUCACCUGUCCCUGGAAUCCAUUUAACAGUGGUUGAGCACUAGAUCCUUAAGUAGAGAUAUGUUUUUAUUUCAGGGCAUUUAAAGAGCAGCUCGAGGAUUUUGUAUUAAAGGGGAAGAGGACUUGAACAGGAGACUUUGGGAAUAACUGGCUGCUGCCUCAGAACACGUACAUUUCUUUCACUGAGAGGUGGCUAUAUUUGGUGGUUAUUAUACAUCCAUUAUUCCUGGCAAAUGAAAAGAAAAAUAAGUCAAGCCAAUAUGUAAUCAGUCUUUCCCAGUAGUGCUCUAGUCCUCUUGUUUUAAAUUAUUCAUAUUUCCCUCCUUCUUAUUUAUUUAUAGAAGAUUCUGGUUUUUAAGACCAGUAAAUAUUUCAUUUGCAUGUUUGGCAUGCGGUGGGAUAGGUACUCCCUUUCCCUGUGUUGUUUCCCUUUGUAAGAGUUCUAAACAUGGAUACUAAAUGUGUGUACGUCAGUGCCAGCAUCUUUUUUGUGUUUGUUGCCCAAUGAAGGGGCCAUCUCCCUGCCUUUUUUUUUUAAGUAUGAAAGUAUGGUCUCCAAGUAAACUCCUUCCCAGAAAAUCACCAUGAAAUCUCAAACAGAGAUUUCCAGAUUUAUUCUAAAAUGGGGUUGAUUCUACAACUCCGAAUGGCGCCAGAUGAUUUCAUGAAUUCUGUCUUGAAAAUUUUUUUUGCUCCCUCAAGUUGAUCCAUCCUUCUACAAGGUCACUUCGGACAUUCUACCUUACCAAGAAUAUUCUGUAUCUUUUCCAAAGAUAUUUCCUUCUUCCCCAUUCAGCACUUAGAUAGGGCAUAUUCUUCAACACCAUUAUUCCCUUUUCCACUUCUCUAGGAGAGUGGUUCCCAACCUUGGGUUAAACCAGAUAUUCUUAGGAGUCCCAGAACCUCCAGGCAACACACUUGGUAGUGAAGGCUUCUGGGAACUACGGUCCAAGAACACCUGGGUCACCCAAGGUUGGGAACCGCUGUGCUAGGUGAUCACAGAGGAAAAUGCAGACCUCUGAAAGACAUGUCACUUCUAGUCUUUCACACAUAUAUCUCUAAUUAUUUAUUUAGUUAGUUUAGUCUGUGUUUAGCAGCUGAAAACCAAACAAGUAGGUAGAAAAUAUCCAUAGGGGUAAAUCCAGAAAGGUCAAUCAUUAAAACACCUGAGUUAAACAGCUGGAGGUGUUUGUGCCCUGGAAGUAAACAAGAGGUUUGAAAGCUGUAGGAGAGAACCAUUGCUGUGAAUAAGAGACAAUUAAUAGGAAAAAUGCAAAUGUAUUUAUUCUCUAGCUAUAGAUAGGAGUAUGAAGCAAGACUGUAUUCAGGGUAGGUUGAACAUUGAUGGAUGCAUAUAAAAAUGUUAUAUUUUUACAUUGUUCAGAAUCCUGUUAUUUGCAUUCACUAUGAGAACUUCAGCAGUAUAAACUUCAGCAGUGAGGGGGCUGCUAGUUAAGAAUUAGCACUUGUGUUACUUGUUGCAAACCAGUUGCAUGAGUUAUAAUAAUAAUUUUAAAAACCACAUUAACAGUCUUAGAACUGGGGAGCUGGAAGAGACCCUGUGGAUCAUAGAGUCCAGCCCCUGUCAAAGAGCCACAGUAGCAAACUGAACCCCCAUCCUCUACCUAAACCACUGAACUAUCCAGCGUUGCUAUGGAACAAGGCAUACAGGCACCAAUUUCUUAAGUAGCAGCAACAGGCCACUAACAUUUUGGGCUUAAUACCCAUGUAAAUAUUCAGUUGGACUCUGGCCAGUAGAAGUGUUCAGCUAAGUUUUGACACUACCGUAUUUAUGUUUUCCUCUUUUCUUAAAAAUUAUGACCAUUUUGGAGAACGUUAUGUCUGCUUUGCCAUUAUUAAGCAGGUAAUUUUGAAUGCUCAGUUUAAAUGCUUUGUGGCUUAUCUGUAAUUGGAAUAGCCUGGCAAAAAUUAAAAAAAAAUAUUAAAAAGUAUCCCAUUCAUUCAAUACGUUUCCUGCCAUUGGAAGAACACAAUUCUAUCAGCGAUGGCAUUCUUGGAAGCAUAAUUAUGCACAGAAAGUGACUAUCAACAUUAUGUGAGGUAAACUUGUUUCAGGACAUUUCGUUCACAGAAAUUUCUUAUUUUUUUUCUAGAACAUUAAACACAGUCUGGCACAGUCAGAUCCAUUUCGGUGGGACUGAUGUGUGGCGUAUAUUGAGUCACAACAAUACCUUUAUUAGGGUGCCAAAAAAGUGAAUAUGCCAUGUUCUUGGACUAAUAAACAAGAUGACACAUCUCUGUCCUGUGGAGCAGAUGAUCUAACACCUAGAGUGUAAAGAUACCUGUUCAGUUGAGGAAAAGUACUUGCCUCUGUGGUGAAACAUCCACUUUGCUCAUUCACGUCCCUGCAUUUAACCUGAAGCAUGUCUAGUUAAAAGGGUUCCAAUCCCAGGGAAAGGGAAAGUAUCUCCCUGACCUCCUGGAGAACUGGUGCCACUCAGGGUAGAUUGCAAGGAGCUAGAUAGACAAAUAGUUUGACCAGGUAUGUUUUUGUGGCUCUAUGUACUAGAGAGAGGUUGAAGAGAGCAGUUGUGUGAAGGAAUACGAAAAUCAUAAUCUAAGAAAGCCAAAUCAAACAACGGGUAGUAGAUGAUGAUGAGUGGAAUUUAGAUUAUAACAUAUAUGUGGAAAUGUAUCAUAAUAGUGCAUAGAAUCAGUGAUAAUUAGUUCUUGUCAGGGGGGCUGUUAUUAGUGUGAUCAACUGUUUAUUUCUGUUUCAUGCAUGUAUUACACAGGACUGCAAAAUCUAGUCACUUCCUGUUUUUUUUCUUCCCUAGCCAGUAAAUACAGUAGUAUUCUUAUAUGAACUUUUGCUGGAUCUGAAAUUUGUCCACUUUGAAUCUUGCUCUUCUGAAGUCUCAGCUUAGUCCAGUAUGAAGUGUUCAAACUUCUUGAAUAAGUAGGGGAUCAUCAGUUACACACAAUCAUGUGUGUUUAGCAAAGUGAUAAGCAUUACAAGGAUGCAGAGAGGACUUGGCAGAGAAAGUAUUUUAAACAACAGUGAAACAAGAUAAACACCCAACACCUAGUUUCUUUGAUAGCAAAAAAUCCCCUAACCAGACUUUCUUUAGAAUGCUUGUGUAUCAAGUGCAAAACAUUAGAAUGGUCCUGGUCUGCAGUCAUAAGAGCCAAUACAGUGAAUAUAACACUUGCUUAAGAAGCCAUUGUUCUCUUAGGCUUGAUGCUUCAUUCACUGUAGAGCUAACAAAUAGAGGGAAUAUAUCUUCUCAGCCUGCAGUUUAACACUCACACAUUUUUCUUGACUUGAAAGUUAAAAUGGCAUAUCAAAACUUUAGUGAAUAUCUGUUUAUCAUUUUGCUAUGCCCUGUAGAAUUUUCAUUUUUUAUUUUUUAUUUUUGCAGUAAGAGACAGAAGACAAGGCAUAUAAUGCAGGAAUUCAGCAAAGGUUUUUUUGACAGUGAUGAAAUCUGAUAUGUUGAGAGAGAGAGAGGGAGGGAGAGAAAGAAAUAAAGAAUGAGAGAGAGGCCAUUAUGUUGUCUCCGCUUCUUGCUCCAUCCAGCAGCUUUCUGCCAGUGGAGAGCAGUGCUCAUAGGACAGCAACAUGUGUCCAAUAGUGGAAUAUGUAAAACAACACAGGCUUUACAGUAUAAAGUAUUUACAGAGUUCAGGUUAUAAUUUAUGCCCAUCAAAGUAAUUGGAAGGAAAAGUUUGGGAUUUGUUAUUCAUGUUAUCUAAGUAAUUCACAUUAACCGAUUGUCACUAGGAGUUGGUUUUUCCUCCUUCAUCUCUUUACAUCUGUGUCAAUGUGUCAAAUAGCAAAAAUUCAACUGUAGCUACAAUGUUCAACAAACAAAUGUCUUGUUCAACAAAACAGGAAAAGGUGCAAUAUCGUUAAGAAAAAUCUAGUGUCAAAGGUCAAAUCCAUAACCACAAGCUCAAUCUGAAAUGUUUUAAUUAAUGAUUUAGCACUGGUAAUUAUGAUUUCAGAUUAUCACUGGACAGUUGUGCCACUGAAACAUCAUUUUUGUAUAGCCUUAUAGUGAAUAAGGAAACAGGACACUUAAAAACCCUGCUGUUCAUUUUUUAAAACCUUUAAUGGGAGAGGUUCUCAUCGUUCUAUUACAGGUAGGGGAUCUAGGAACAAUGGACUAUCUUUCUCAGCUCUGGAAAUGAUUCAUUCUGUGGCCUUGGGCAAGGUACUAAACCUUUCUGCCUCACUUUCUCCCUGUAUAAGAUGGGGUUAAUAAUACUCAUAUUCCUCACAGGCUGUUGUCAGCUGCUAAGCUGUUGUUCCUAGUACCCUUUCUAAUGUGAAAACAUAUAUAUUAAAAGUGUUACACUUCUUAAUGGGAUUUUAUGUCAGUUUACCUGUUUAGCUGAAUAGGCUUUGCUAUUUGUACUUUUUAUACCAUUUUAAUAAUAUUGCUGGGGGAAAAAAACCUAAGAUAUAUCUUGAUAUAGGAGCUGAAACUCAGUUUAACUCUUGCAAAAGAAAAUUCUUUGUAGGACUGCAAAAUGCUGUUUUUGCAAAAUCAUAGACAGUUUUCUUACUCCUGAGAUUCAAACUCUAUAGAAAUAAAACUCUUAAUACUGUUCAACAGAUAUUUCCAUUUAAGAGUAUUUUACACCGUAGAUAUAUUCUUGCAAUGUUUCCUAAAACACUGGAAGGAAAGGGGGGAAAACCCUUUUGAAAGUAACUGAUUGUGUCAGCAAAAAUCUCAUUUUGCUAGAAAUGCAGUCUGGUUCUGAGAUGUGCUGUGCUUCUUCUAACAUUAGUCAUUAUGACUAUUGCAGAGAAAUGUUUUUUU
Molecule: messenger RNA, 8650 nt
Organism: Pogona vitticeps (central bearded dragon)
Lineage: Eukaryota; Metazoa; Chordata; Lepidosauria; Squamata; Agamidae
Gene: PRKCA
Product: protein kinase C alpha
Biological process (GO): protein phosphorylation
Molecular function (GO): ATP binding; zinc ion binding; diacylglycerol-dependent serine/threonine kinase activity
Source: RefSeq, a predicted model, not a curated record